Thecamonas trahens ATCC 50062 is the source of this 855-nucleotide messenger RNA. Its product is annotated as member Ras oncogene family RAB30. The record is from RefSeq and is a predicted model, not a curated record. Gene Ontology annotation, molecular function: GTP binding; GTPase activity. Bases 20 to 685 code for a protein of 221 amino acids. NCBI's taxonomy places the organism in Eukaryota, Apusomonadida, Apusomonadidae. The transcript has 2 exons.
CAACCACACUUUGUCAGGAAUGGCUUCGCUGAGGUGCAAGUGUGUGCUUGUGGGCGGUCCUCGGGUGGGCAAGACCGCGCUUGCGCAGGUGUUUCAGUCGGGCGGUGGACUGUUCCCAUCCAACUACUCGAUGACAUCGGCUGUGGAGCUGCCAGGAGUGGACGCGCUGCGGACGGUGGUGCUGGAGGACGGCAGCGGGGCGUCGUCGACGCCGGCUUCGCCGGUGGCGGGGCAGGUGCCGGAGCACAAGGUCAAGACACCGUUGGAGAAGGCGCUGGAGCUGCCGUCGGCUAGCGUGCAGUUCUUCCUCUACGACACGCCUGGUCAGCCGUAUCUCCGCGAGCUUGCGCGCGAGUAUGUCGACGCCACAUGCGUUCUAAUCUUUGUCUACGACGUGACCUCGAUCGACUCGUUUGAGUGGAUCCGCGAGUGGGCCGAGUUGCUCUCGGCCGACAACGCGCUGCCGGCAGUCGGCAUGGUGGUGGCCAACAAGGCCGACAAGAGCGAUCUGCGUGCUGUAGAUGCCGAUCUCGGCUUGCACUUCGCCAAGUCGCUCCGCUAUCCGUUUUUCGAGCUCGCCGCGCCGGACGCCUCGGCCGUCGAUGCCGCCUUUAAGCAUCUUGCCGAGGCCUACGCCUCGCACUACCAGGACUUUGUCUCGGCCACGCGCGCGCUGGCGUCGUAGCCGCCUGCUGACGCCGCUACCACGCCGGCUGUGGCGAUCGCCGUGCUUCACUGCGUGGCCGCGCUCGCCGCAGCUCUUGCUGCGCAGGCCCAUUGAACGAAAACGCUCCCUUUCUUCCCCGUAAGUCUCACACCUGCCCGUAUUCAUGCAUAUUCAGCCUUGAUGACGAC